AUGAGCUCCAUCAGCUCUCUCGAGCGGUGGCUCGAGCGAUUCUCGAAUCGCUUGCGGCGCUGUCUGCCACCCCUAAACUUCAUCACUAUUUAUUAUGCUUACUUCAUCCUCGUGUGUCUCAUCACGUCUGUCAUCUUCUGGGGCUCAUCCGAUCCUGCAUUUUCGGUCAGCUACACCGAUAGCCUCUUCCUCGUUGUGUCUGCUAUGACCGAGGCAGGCCUCAACACCGUCAAUCUCAGCCAACUAACGACUUGGCAACAAACACUCCUGUUUAUUCUAUUGCUCUUAGGCAGCACCAUUUGGGUCUCCAUCUGGACCGUCUUGGCCCGCAAACAUGUCUUUGAGAAGCGCUUCGAUGAGAUUGUCCGAGCCGAGCGUGCGCGUAAACUCAGUCGCCAGGGCAGUACCAUUUCGCCAAGUUUGCCGCGCUUGCCUCUCGACUUGCCCAGGCUGCAAAUGGCGCUCUCCUUUGGAAGAUCUCAGACAGCCCCCCCUCCUCUUCUAGACCAGUCCAUGAACGCAACAAAGACUGGCGACUCGGAGAAGGGCGAUGUUCGCCCAGACGACGAGCGAGCGGAUGCUGCCAAAGCUGCAAGCAUAGAUCGCCAGCCUACGCUCAAUGAUGCGCCCGAAGGUACAGGCUCACAGGCACCGGGCCACAUCACCUUUGACGAAGCACCGCACCCCAAUGUCACCGACGAAGUCACAUCGACGGGAGUCUCUCUCUACGGCAACAUGAACGGAACGGCGCGUCCAUUGAGGAGGCCCUACAAUGCGCCAGCAGAAUCGACCAAUUUCGAAAUAGAUGCUCGCAAUUUCUUGAAGCACCGUUCAGCUGGCCGCCACGGCCAAUUCCACGACCUAAGCAGCGAUGAGCGCGAUCACCUCGGCGGCUGCGAGUACCGUGCCCUCAAGGUCUUGGCCAUGUUGGUACCAGCCUACUUCUUCCUAUGGCAGGUUCUGGCAUGUCUUGCCCUUGGGGCUUGGAUGAACAACUACAUGCCCGAUACCGCGAGGGCUAACGGUAUCAAUCCGUGGUGGCUUGGUAUCUUUAACGCUGUCUCUGCCUUCAACAAUUCGGGCAUGUCGCUGCUGGACGCCAACAUGAUUCCUUUCCAACAGGCGCCGUACGUUCUCAUCACCAUGGGUCUCUUGAUAUUAGCGGGAAAUACCGCGUACCCCCUCUUCCUUCGUCUUAUCAUUUGGUCCUCUCUUCGCCUCCUGAACUUGGCCACGCGAGAAGACGCCUUUAUCGACCUGAAAGCUACCCUAAACUUCAUCUUGAAGUAUCCGCGCCGCGUCUAUACCAACCUCUUUCCUUCUCGACCCUCUUGGUGGCUUUUAUUCAUGCUGAUCUGGCUCAACUGUGUGGACUGGGUGGCCUUUGAGGUUCUCAACAUUGGGAACUCGGUCAUCGAGCAGAUACCCACAGGCUACCGAGUGCUCAAUGGUCUCUUUCAAGCACUUGCUGUGCGUUCCGGAGGCUUCUACGUCGUCCCUAUCUCAAGUCUAUUCAUCGGCCUACAGCUUCUCUACGUUAUCAUGAUGUACAUCUCGGUUUACCCCGUUGUCAUCACAAUGCGCCACUCUAAUAUUUACGAGGAGCGGUCACUUGGCAUUUAUAGCGACGACGUGGGCAGCACAUCCGAGAUCGACCCCGAGGUGGGCACUCCCCUGCUUCCGAUAGGUAGUCGGCCUCCGACAUUGGCACGCACCACUAGCAUUGGCGCUGCUUCUGCCCGGCCCUCUGUAUUAGCACGUCGCCUGAGCCGUUCGGGACCGGUAACCGAUGCCCGCCACGCACUCAAGAGCACGUUCAUGAGCUUUCAUGGUGUUGGUGUUACGCCGCCGAAAGGACCGGGACUCGGCCAGAGCGGCAGCGAGCAAGGAGAGAGCCGUGUCAGUUUCAUCAGUCACCAAAUACGCGGACAGCUUGCCCAUGACCUUUGGUGGUUGGUCCUGGCUGUGCUGAUUAUCACCAUUAUCGAGACGUCAAAGUUCAUCAAGGAUCCCGUGACCUUUUCGGUAUUCAACAUCAUAUUUGAAGUCGUCUCUGCAUACGGUACGGUAGGAAUAUCGGUCGGCCUACCCACUGAUGCGUUCAGCUUCUGCGGCGCCUGGCACGUCGGCAGCAAGCUCGUUCUGUGUUUGGUGAUGCUGCGUGGCAGGCAUCGAGGGCUGCCUGUGGCGUUGGAUCACGCGGUGCGGCUUCCAGGCCGGCAGCUCCAUCGGUACGAAGAGGAGGACCAUCAGAUACGGAGGAGCAGAACGAUUGAAUUAGAACGGUAG
Molecule: messenger RNA, 2289 nt
Organism: Colletotrichum godetiae
Lineage: Eukaryota; Fungi; Ascomycota; Sordariomycetes; Glomerellales; Glomerellaceae
Product: cation transport protein-domain-containing protein
Exons: 2
Coding region: 1-2289 (762 amino acids)
Biological process (GO): intracellular potassium ion homeostasis; potassium ion import across plasma membrane
Cellular component (GO): plasma membrane
Molecular function (GO): high-affinity potassium ion transmembrane transporter activity
Source: RefSeq, a predicted model, not a curated record